Racocetra persica is the source of this 1867-nucleotide messenger RNA. The record is from the annotation of a GenBank genome assembly. Lineage: Eukaryota; Fungi; Glomeromycota; Glomeromycetes; Diversisporales; Gigasporaceae.
GAGUUUAGAUGGACUUACCCUGGUGAUGAAUUCACUCCUGGAAAUGAACAGGAACACGAUACAAGCUCAAUAUCCUUACCAAAGCUACCAAUGCGUCGUAGGGUAAAGCGUGGUUUAACUAAAUACGAUAGAGAGAAACCAGAUAUUCGAUACGUUAGAGAGAAACCAGAUAUUCGAUACGUUGUAGCCCUUGAAAUUGGAACUACCCAUUCAGGAUUUGCAUAUGCAUCAAGGGCUAAUCCAGAAAAUAUCACAAAUGAUACAAAUUUUCAUCAGAAGUCAUCAGAAGAUAUUGUUAAAAAUUAUGGGCCAGAACAAACAGGCGUAUUUAAAACUAAUACGGUAGUAGCAUACGAUGAGAAUUUGCAACCUGUAGCCUGGGGCUACCCAGCUCUGAUCCAAGAACCUUUAAAGAAAAAAGGGGCACUCGCUAAACCACAGCUUAAACCAGUAGAAUUAUUCAUGUUACACCUUAUCGAUUUAAGGGAGGACGACAAGCCACCCCUUCCUCCAGGCAUAGAUGCAAAAAGGGUCAUUACCGAUUAUUUACAUGAGAUGAAUAAACCCAUUUUAGAUACAUUAUCUACUCGAUGGCCAAUUAUACAGUACCCUCAACAAGUUCGUUUUGUAUUACCUGUACCUGACCACUGGGGUUAUAAAUCGAAAGCCAUUAUGAGAGAGUGUAUGUAUAAUGCCGGUUACUUGGAACAUAGACAAUCAGAAAAUUUAGAGUUUAUAACUGUGUCAGAGGCUGCCGCAAUUUAUUGCUUAAAAACUAUGAAUGAAUACCAUUUAUCAGUUGGGUCAUCAAUCUUAAUCGUUGAUUGUGAAGGAGGAACUGUAGAUCUUACAACCAGAACUUUAUUACCCAGAAUGUUACUUGGUGAAGUUACUGAACGUAGUGGUGAUUUGUGUGGCAGUUCUUAUGUUGACCGUGAAUUCCUUAAGUUCCUUGGUCGAAAAUUAGGAUUCGCUGCAAUGAAAAAACUAAAAGAAAAUCAUUAUGAACAAAUGCAAUAUUUGGUCCAACAAUUUUGUUUAAUAGCAAAAUUUUCAUUUAACGGAAAUCCUUACGAAUAUACAUCAAAGGAAUUAGAUAUUGAACUUAUAUGCCCUUCAUUAAUGCAAUAUGUUACCGGUAAGGCCAGAGAAUUAAUGGAAGAAUCCGAAUGGCUGAUCGAUUUAGACUAUCAAACUGUGAAAGAUAUGUUUGAUCCUGUUCUUAAAAAGAUUAUUGAUUUGAUUCAAAGGCAUUGUAUAUCAACCGAACGUAGAUGCGCAGCUAUGUUUUUAGUAGGAGAUUUUAGCGAAAUUCAUUACUUGCAAAGUCAAAUCCGACGACAGUUUGCGACACAAAUCCCAAUUAUUGCUGCUCCUAAACAGCCCACUGCAGGUGCUUUAGAAUAUGGUUUAAAUAUAACUCGAACAUUAAAAUAUGGUCUAAAUAUAACUGGAACAUUAAAUUUCUGUUACGGCAUAGAAAUAAGCGUAAAAUGGGAAAGACACGAUCCACCAGAACGUUGUACACCUUCUGGCCAUAUAUUCCGAUUUCAUCGAUUAGCAUUAAGAGGUACUGAAGUUGCCAUCAAUCAAAUUUUCUACUAUACGUUUGCAGUAGAUCCGAAUCAAACUGAUAUGGUUAUUAACGUAUUCACUACAAUGGAUAACAACGCGAAGUAUUGCGACGAGGAUGGGAUGAAGAUGUUGGGAAACAUAAAAAUUGAUUUAUCAGACUUAAAAGAACAAAAAAAAUUGUUGGGGUUUACUCUGAAAAAAAAAGUGGUGGAAGUGGAAUUCAUUCUGACAUUCGGUGCUGCAGAGAUUAUUGCUAUGGCAAUUAAUAAAAAGACUGGGAAAAAUCUGGGCA